AUGCCUCCGGCAAAGGGAUCCCGUGGUGGUGCCGCCAGCGGCAACAAGGCCCCCGCAGACACCGGCCGCGUCCCCACUACGCAGGCCAAGGCGGGCAAUAACGCCGCCAAGGACCCCUCCCCCGCACGCCCCCAGCGCACCGCUGCCAACGGCAGCGGUCCUGCGCCCCCCAAGGCUGGCGCCAAGGCCCCCAAGGCCUAG
Molecule: messenger RNA, 201 nt
Organism: Trametes versicolor FP-101664 SS1
Lineage: Eukaryota; Fungi; Basidiomycota; Agaricomycetes; Polyporales; Polyporaceae
Exons: 3
Coding region: 1-201 (66 amino acids)
Source: RefSeq, a predicted model, not a curated record